Messenger RNA from Serinus canaria (Common canary), 8055 nucleotides. RefSeq names its product zinc finger and BTB domain containing 5 (gene ZBTB5). The record is from RefSeq and is a predicted model, not a curated record. Gene Ontology annotation, biological process: regulation of transcription by RNA polymerase II. Gene Ontology annotation, molecular function: protein binding; DNA-binding transcription factor activity, RNA polymerase II-specific; RNA polymerase II cis-regulatory region sequence-specific DNA binding. Gene Ontology annotation, cellular component: nucleus. Lineage: Eukaryota; Metazoa; Chordata; Aves; Passeriformes; Fringillidae. The coding region runs from base 118 to 2142 and encodes 674 amino acids. The transcript has 2 exons.
GGCGGGGCUGGAGCGGCGGGAGCGGGGCCGGGGCCGAGCCCAGUCCCAGGCCCGAUCCCAGGCCCGAGCCCGAGCCCGAGCUUCUCACGGCUCUUCCCGCGCGGACACCGCAGGAUCAUGGAUUUCCCGGGGCACUUUGAGCAGGUCUUCCAGCAGCUCAACUACCAGCGGCUGCACGGGCAGCUGUGCGACUGUGUCAUCGUGGUGGGCAACCGGCACUUCAAGGCGCACCGCUCGGUGCUGGCCGCCUGCAGCACGCACUUCCGCGCGCUCUUCACCGUGGCCGAGGGCGACCAGAGCAUGAACAUGAUCCAGCUGGACAGCGAGGUGGUGACGGCCGAGGCCUUCGCCGCGCUCAUCGACAUGAUGUACACCUCCACGCUCAUGCUGGGCGAGAGCAACGUGAUGGACGUGCUGCUGGCCGCCUCCCACCUGCACCUCAACUCCGUGGUCAAGGCCUGCAAGCACUACCUGACGACGCGGACGCUGCCGCUGUCGCCGCCGAGCGAGCGCGCGCAGGAGCAGAGCGCGCGGCUGCAGCGCUCCUUCAUGCUGCAGCAGCUGGGGCUCAGCAUCGUCAGCUCGGCGCUGGGCUCGGCGCAGGGCGCCGAGGAGCCGGCGGGCGCCGUGGGCGCGGCGCUGCGCGGCGGGCUGGAGCAGCGCGCCGCCUUCCCCAUGCGCCGCCUGCACAAGCGCAAGCAGUCCUCCGAGGAGCGCGCCCGCCAGCGCGCCCGGCCCGCCCUGGACGAGCCCGGAGCCGACGGCGCCGCCGAGAGCGGGCAGCCCGUGGGCCACUCGCGCGAGGAUUUCUUCUCGCCCGACUCGCUGAAGAUGGUGGACAACUCCAAGGCCGACGCGGUCGCCGAUAACCAGGAGGACAACACGAUCAUGUUCGACCAGUCUUUUGGUGCUCAGGAGGACGCUCAGGUGCCCAGCCAGUCAGACAACGGCGGGGGGAACAUUUCCCAGAUGUCCAUGGCGUCCCAGGCCACGCAGGUGGAAACCAGCUUUGACCAGGAGGCUGCUGCUGAGAAGAGCAACUUCCCGUGUGAAAAUCCGGAGGUCAGCCUGAACGAGAAGGAGCACAUGAGGGUGGUGGUGAAGUCUGAGCCCCUGAGCUCCCCGGAGCCUCAGGAUGAGGUGAGCGAUGUCACCUCCCAGGCGGAGGGCAGCGAGUCCGUGGAGGUGGAAGGAGGGGUGGUGAGUGCGGAGAAGAUAGAGCUGAGUCCCGAGAGCAGCGACCGCAGCUUCUCGGACCCCCAGUCCAGCACCGACAGGGUGGGAGACAUCCACAUCAUGGAGGUGUCCAACAACCUGGAACACAAGUCUUCUUUCAGCAUUUCAAAUUUUUUGACUAAAAGCAGAGGAGGUGGCUUUGGCGCCAGCCAAAACAACGACGACAACAUUCCCAACACGACCAGUGACUGCAGGAUGGACAGCGACGCCCCUUACCUGAUGAGCCCGGAGUCGGGGCCCGCCGGUGGCCACUCCUCUGCCGCCGUCUCGCACGUGGAGAACCCGUUCAGCGAGCCCACGGACUCCCACUUUGUGAGGCCCAUGCAGGAUGUGAUGGGCCUGCCGUGCGUGCAGACCUCCGGCUACCGAGCGGCGGAGCAGUUUGGCAUGGAUUUCCCGCGCUCAGGCCUGGGCUUGCACUCGCUGUCCCGGGCCAUGAUGGGCUCCGUGAGAGGCGGAGCCGGCGGCUUUCCUGGCUACCGCCGCAUUGCCCCCAAAAUGCCCGUGGUGACCUCUGUGCGGGGCUCGCAGCUGCAGGAGAGCUCGCCGGGCUCGCAGCUGAUGCUGAACGGGAGCGCGUCCUUCGAGAGCGGGCACCUGUCGCAGCCGGGCCCGCCGCAGCUGACGCGCGCCUCGGCCGACGUGCUGUCCAAGUGCAAGAAGGCCCUGUCGGAGCACAACGUGCUGGUGGUGGAGGGCGCGCGCAAGUACGCCUGCAAGAUCUGCUGCAAGACCUUCCUGACGCUCACGGACUGCAAGAAGCACAUCCGCGUGCACACGGGGGAGAAGCCCUACGCCUGCCUCAAGUGCGGCAAGCGCUUCAGCCAGUCCAGCCACCUCUACAAACACUCUAAGACCACCUGCCUCAGGUGGCAGAGCAGCAACCUGCCCAGCAGUUUGCUGUGAGCGGAGGAGCCUCGCUGUCGGCGGGACGGGCGGGCGCACACCGGCGUGCCACGGUGCCGGCACGGCACGGCUCUGCCUUUGGGGAUAUCCGGUACCUACCUCGCGGGUGUCGCCGCCGGGAGCCGCGCGGCGGGGAUGGGGAUGUGACCCCGCGGCGGGGAUGGGGAUGUGACCCCACGGCCACGAGCCCCUUUGCAGGGCAGAGGGGCGACAGCACGGGGGUCUCCUGAAAUCGCACGGUCUGAGAACAACAAACUGACCUGCGUGUUUCUUUUCUCUUCUUUUUUUUUUUUUUUUUUUUCCCUUCUCUCUAAAGCAUUUUGUAACAGUGAAAGCAUUUAAAUGAUUACUGUAACACGAGUUGCUGCAUUACGUGAGGAUGGUGGUGCAGACCCCUUGCCUUUAAAAGAGAAAAACGGCUUAGGCUGCACCUGUCUGACAUAAUGCUUUAAAAUACGCUACUUAUGACAAUAGUUCUAGGAUUAUGAAUGUAUGUUUGGCUGUUUUGUAGUAAAGGACACUGUGUAAUCAAGGUGCUUAAAUUAAAUCCCAGACAAGUAACUUUUGGGCUGCCAGGUGUACAUAUAACUUUAAUACAGCAAGAUCUGGAUAUUUGGCUGUUUUUUUUCCCGUAGAAGCGAGUAUUAAGUGGUAAGUGAAGUACUGUCUCUUGUUUGUGCUAUUCCUAGCAGUAUUUUAACCAGUUUGUAUCUCCUAUGUUAUGAUUCUAUAUACGCAGAGGUUUGAGCAGAGCUUGUCUUUGUCUGUUGUUUUGAAGGAGAGGGAACUUGUGAUGGCUUUUUUGGCCACGUAAGGCAGCAUCUCUCUGUUUCAGAUGCCCACAGCCCAUCUGGUUCCCGUUAUGGCGUGAGCAUGUUGUCUUUUUCUCUUAUCUCCAGGCUUUAAUUUCCUGCCCUGCACACUGGGCGACUUCCCUUUGCAGCUGUGGAUCUGUCCUUGGAGCACAUAGCUCCUCGGUCAGGAGCAAUCCUCCUUUGCCAUGUUGCACAGAAUCACAGAGUAUGCUCAGUUGGAAGGGGGCCCUCAGGAUCACUGUGUCCAGCUCCUGGCCUUGCAGAGGGUACCCCAACAAUCCCAUCUUGUGCCUGACACUUCUUCACCUCAGGCAGCUUUGGGGUUGUGACCCUGUCCCUGGGGAUCUUGUUCAGUGCCAGACCACCCUCUGGGUGAAAAACCCUGCCUGAUAGCCAACCUGAACCUCCCCUGAUUCACCUUCAGCUGUUUUCUCAUGUCCUGUCACUGGUCACAAGAGUGAGGAGCUCUGUACCCGCCCUUCUGCUGCUCCUCAGGAGGAUGAUGAAGAGCCCGGUGAGGUCUGACCUCUGUGUCCUCUCCUCCAGGCUGAGCAAACCAAGUGCCCUCAGCUGCUCCUCGUAAAGCUUCCUCUCCAGACCCCUCACCAGCCCCUCGGCCUCCUCUGGACAGCCUCUGAACAGCUUAAUGUCUUUGGUGUGAUGGUGCUCAAAACUGCCCCAGCACUUGAGGUGAGGCUGCCCCAGAGCACAGCAGAGCAGGACAAUCCUCCCUCGCCCUGCUGCUGACACCCCCAGGGUGUGGCUGGCCCUCCUGGCUGCCCGGGCACGGCUGGCUCACAUUCUGUAAAAUGUCCUUGUCCAAUACAAUUAAGCUAGUGUCAUAAAAGUAAUUUCCCCCAUACAUUUUAAAAAAGCUAACGUAAAAUUAAUUUUUUAAAAAUGUGCCGUACGCAAGCAGCAGAAAUUUUAUCUUUUUCUACAUAAAUCAUGUAAAUCUCUUUAAUUUCCUCUUCUUUGGUGCCACUGUCUCUUAACACUGCCUGCAGUCUCCUUUCUUCCUUGUCAAAGGUGCACACGCAGUGUGCUCAGCUUUCUUAGGUUUUAAAAUGAACUUCCAGAGCAUUUCUGCUGAUGGUAAAUGCUGCUCAGCCGAGAGGGGCUGGGUCAGGGCUGCAGCCUGUCCUUCUGCUCAGGUGAGACAGGAUUCCCUGCACCUGCCCUGUCAGCGAGUCGUUUGCACCUUGACCAUCUGAGGAGUGCAGAAGCACAGGAGAUGGUUGGGUUCAUUCCUUUAAAAUGCUAAUAUUUUGUUAUAGGGUUUACUUAAUGGUCAUAUCUUUGGCUCUUGAUUUUUUUUUUAAGCAUUAAAUAACACUUUUUUGAAUCAGUGGGAUAUGCUGUGUUUUGUUUUGAAUAAUUGCAGUAAUGGGGACUAACAGCACUGAGCUGCAUAAACACUCUCCCAAACGUCAAUAAAAUGCAGUCUUUUGUACUUUAACAUUUUCUUGUGUUGCUUUAUUAAGUAACACUGUUUCAUCUUCAUUGCAUUUCUAGUGUAUUGUAUUUCAAAAACAAGGCUUUUUUUUCAUUCUGUGUUUCCUGUAGCACUUCCAAAUUUUUGAAUUGUUGCAAUGUUUUGGAUCAAAGCAUCUCUUUGUGCAGGGAGACUAACUAGGAGCUUAUAUGAGCAGAUAAACACCUAACUGGACUCUUGAAGUGUUUUUAUAAAGAUUUUAAAGUGGAACAUCAGUUCUGUACUCUUUCUUUGUGAAGAAUUUCUGAAGGAGUGUUUUUGGCAGUGGCAGCUUUAAAUUCCGUGGUCAGUUGGUGUGAGGGCUGGAGCCUGCAGCUGCCUCGAAGCCUUCUGAGUCUUCCUGAGCACAGCAAUAAAUUCCUGGGGAUAGCAUGAAUGAACACCUGGGGCCUGAGCUGCCCGCUCCAGUGAAGGCAGUCCCACCCCACAGCCUGGAGAGCUGAUGCUGAACUGUGCUCAGAGCUGAGCUUGGCACCUGGGAUCUGGUGUGGAGGCGUGGGGCAGUCUGCUCUAAACCAGUUGGAAAUAAACCCUGCAUUUUGUGUGGUUGUGUCUGCCUGGAUUCACUGGGGUGGUGCUCUCCACACCAGCCUGUGCAGAACAAAUCGUGACUGCACGAGGGAUCAUAAAAACCUCACCUUGGUAAUGAUUUUGUCCCCGGCAGAGUUCUUUGUAUUACUUUUGUUAAUGAAGUAAUAUUUACACAGCACCUGUAAAAUUCAUGAUCCGUGGUCACUGCUGCUCUCUGAAUUCCUCACGGGAGGAUGUCUCAGGUGCAGGAGGUGCUUGUCUUGAAGGAGUCCUGGGAGGGACACCUGAGCCCCGUGCUCCAGUCCCCAAGGCAGCUGAUUUACCAGCUCGUGUCUGUUUCUGAACACACCUGGGGAGUCUGGCACACCUGCUCAGACACCAGGUCAGUUCCUGUCCUCACCAGGAACCUCUCAGAUCCUUGGCUGCCAUCCUUCAGAGUCACAGCAGCUCCAGCAGCAGCAGCAGCAUCCUCAGAGUCAGCACUAAGGACUCUUGGAGAGCACUGAGCCGGACCCACGCCCUGCUUUUCACAGCAGCGGCAGUGCUCGUUUCCACUGGAGCUUGGAGCUCCCCAGCCAGCUGGGAUGCCCAGAGCACACUCCCUUCCUCCCCACCACCAUGGCCAUCAGUCCCGCUCAGUCCAGGGUACAAACCUCCAGAACUAGUUCUGGCAGGCCAGCACAAGGCAACCAGCCAUGCUUGUGAAUCAAAAGUCACUGAUAAACGGUCACAACUCCUCUUGUGAUGCAGGGCAACUCCCAGCAGCUGUUACUGCUACCAGAGAGGGAUCCCCGAGCCUCUGGGAGAUCCCAGCAGGGAUCUGGGACCCGAGGGGACACGGAGGGUGCUGGCUGAGCCUCAGCUCUGGCUGCAGGCUGUGUGCAGGCUGUGGCUCACCCCUCCCCACGCCAGGGCUGUGCUGCUGCCUGCAGCUCACCCCUCCUGCCCACUGCAUGCUCCUGGCCCCCUCCCCUUGUGCUGCUGGCCCCAAACAGCUCUGGUCCCUGCCUGCUGGGGGCACAGGGGAGAAGGCACGGGUGGCAGCGGGGCAGUGGGGCUUGUCCUGGGGCACAGCAGUGGGAAAACACGUACAACCAACCCCAUCCAGUGGGGCGGGUCAGCCGCUGGCACCAGGGUCCAGCUGGGCACACCACGGGGGCUGCUGUGCCCUCCUCCGUGGGCCUGCACAGCACAGAGGGGAGCGGUGGGACUGGGAGGAGCAGGAGGAGGAGGAGGAGGAGGAGGAGGAGGAGGAGGAGGAGGAGCAGGAGGGCUGAGGGAGAGCCACAGCUGAAAAGGAACCAGAGCCCAGGUGUGCCCUUCAGCAUGUUCCCUGGCUUGAGGGCUGGGAGCACUCGGAGCUGGUUAGGGACUGGUGACAGCCACCAGAGAUCACCCUGGGGACACCGUGGGGUGGCUGGGGUGGGUAGCACUGCAUGGCUGUGACUGAGCUGUGACAGGGCUCUCCUGUCUGCCAUGUGGUCACCGAUGAUGAGGGGCCAUGGCAAGGCCAGUGCCCAUCCCAGGGCAGAUCCACCCCCAAGCUGCAGGAUGGGCCAGCUGGACCCCAGGCUGUGGCUGUCCACACCCCAAAAGUGUCCAAGGCCAGGCUGGACAGGGCCUGCACCAGUCUGGGACAGUGAAGGUGUCCCUGCCCGUGGCAGGAAUGAGAUGAUCCAUAAGGUCCCUUCCACCCCAACCAUGAUUCUGUGAUUAAUGGCACAGAGAGGCGGGCUCAGGUUCCAGCCCCAAUUAUGGAAGUGGGACAGUGGCUGCAGGACACAUGGACCCCCAGAGCCCUCGAGAUGUGCCCUCAGGCCCUCCUGGCAGCUGGAGGCUCAGGCCCCACUCAGGCUCUCCUGCACCAACAAAUGGCACUGCACAUCUGAGAACCACGAGGGCAGCUGCAGCCAGAACCUCCCAGUGAACUCCAGCUUGCCAUCCACUCUGGAUCUGUGCCUGGGAUUGGUUAUGGAUACCAAGGCAGAGCAGGAGGUUCUGGGGAGCUGCACAAGCCUGGUCUGUGCUUUUCCUGGACCCCUCAAGCACAGCAUUAAGCAGCGCCACUGAUGCCAUGGGACCACUGGAUGUGUGGGCUGGCAGCAGCUCCUGUGGCAGCAGCAGCUCCUGGGGCAGCACCUGCAUGGACAAAGCUGCUCCCUCUCCUCCCUUGUGGCCACAAGCCCAGGGAAGGCACUCCUGGCCUCUCCCCGUGCCCGGGAGCCAGGCUUUGAGGACAGGAGUGCCGAGCAGCUCCCAGCACGGAAAGCCCUCCCCAUGCCGGGCCAGCCCUCCCACGGCCGGCUGGCACCGCGGUGUGCCCUCCACGUGCCCUGCUCUCCAAUAACAUCAGCACCACACCGGGCUGGCUGCUACUCUUUAAUGGCUCCGGCCACCGCACGGCAGGCGACACAGGCUGGCGUCCCUCGGCGCCGCUGGAGCGGGCUCUGGCCGGUCAGAGGUGCAGCUCGUGGGGCAUGGGCUCCCCUCGCAGCCCGGCCAGCAGGUUCCGCGCUGCCAGCACGGCCAUGGUGCUCCGCGUGGCGUAGGUGGCGCUCCCGAUGUGCGGCAGGAUCACUGCGGGGACAGCAGGACACGCUCAGCCCGGCUCAGCCCGCCCGGCAGCCGGGGCUCCCACAGGCACAGGCCAGGUGGGAGCUACGUGUGCGCUGAUAAAGGUGUGGUACUGCUGCUGCAGGUAAUGCACUCCUUAAAUACACCUGCAGGAAUCAUGCCCUGCCCCGUCUGGCUUCAGAGCUCUCAAAUCUCAAAGUACUGCAAAUAUUUCCACAAAGUCUCAGCACUUCCCACUCCUCACACUGUCUACUUUGAGAAAUAAUGCAAAGAAAUAAAAAAUGAGUUUAGCAAAAAGGUAAAACAACGGCUAUAGGUUUGCACUUCAGAAAGAGGCAGUUUUGGUCAGUUCCAAAUUUUCAUGGAUGCCCCUACGGUUUCUUUUUUGGAACAUACUCUUCCCACCCCAGAAACCCUCUCCAGAGAGGACUGGCCAAGCAAGCUCCUUCCUAGCCACCCUUCCUCAGCUGCAUCAUCCUCCUCCAGAGGAGACAGGUC